Messenger RNA from Symbiodinium sp. CCMP2456, 3747 nucleotides. The record is from the annotation of a GenBank genome assembly. Lineage: Eukaryota; Dinophyceae; Suessiales; Symbiodiniaceae.
AUGAGCUCCGUUUCACCUUCAGCCGAUCCAGAGUUGCCCUUGCCGCCUGACGAGCAAGAUGCAGACUGCGAAGCCUGCACAAACACAGACGGAUCGAUGGGUCCAGGCUGCGGCGAUGCAUCUGCACUUCCUCUUCCGACACGGAGGAUAGCCAAAAGCCACAAGUUUGUUCCGCUGAGCCGUCCAGUUGGUAUGGUGGAUUUGGGGAGGGAUCCUUUGUCUUACACGAACUGCGGGAGCUGCGCAUGCAGCAGCUUGUGUAGAGGCGAUGGCUACCAUGAUUUCACGCAUACUCUCAGUACUGACAUGGGCUCAGUGAUGCCGACGAGCUCAGACCAGGAACAGGACGCGUGGGCAUCCCAAGAGUUCAUCGAAUCCCGGAAUCUUGUGUCGGCAGUCGGCGAAAGUGUCAGGCAGUCGCGCAAGUCCAUCAGUUUCCACCAAGAACACAUAGCAAACCUCGCAGGUGAUGAAGAGGAGUUUGCGGGCCAUGUCCUGCGUGCCUCCAAAGGAGGAGCAGACGUGGUGUCCGAGCUGUGCAGUGGAAUCGAAGAGGCAAUGUCCGACAUAGAAGACUACCGAUCCCAGCUUGCAACUAUCUGCGUCAACGUGCGAAGUGCUGAGCACAUUCGCCCGAGCGUCGUCCGAGAGAGCUGGGCUGAGCUCCCCGAUGAGACUGCAGCAGAAGGUGCUGCGGCGAGCAGCCACCAGGUGCUGCCGGAUCUGCCGGCACAGAAAAGCGUGACGUUCCCAUUACCUGACGAUGAUGAUGAGGUUCAGGCCACCUCACAGGCAACUGACAGAACGGGCAUCAACGCCCAGGUGCUGAGCGAGCGGCCGACCCUUACAGGCAGCGGAGAUCUCCCGACCGAGCUGCAAACAAAACGGCACAGCAGCACGUUCGCUCCUGCAAGCUAUCACCGGAUAAAGCAUCUGAUCCGGUCGGGCUCCAGGAUCUCGGACCUGGGACGUGCCACUGCCAAAGGUCCUUUUAAAUGGUCGGUUUUCUUUACGCGGAUUGUCCAGUCGCCCACGUUUGACUUGAUCUUCGCAGUUCUCAUCGUGCUCAGCAGCAUUGUUAUGUCUCUGCAGGUGCAGUUUCAUGGCUUCGAUGUUGGCUACGGGAUGGCUUACUUUGGCAUGACGGUGCCUGCCGACGAGCUCUGGCCGGAUGCCGUGGUGGUCUUCGACGUCAUCGAGCUGGUCCUUGGAGUCAUCUUCGCUUUCGAAAUCGUAGCGAGAAUGCUGGCUCUUCACUGCCGAUUCUUCUGUGACGCGUGGAACAUAGUUGAUCUGUGUGUUGUGAUAGCCUGGGCGGUAGAUACGGCAACGUCUGCGACGUUGCCGGUCGACCCUAUGCUUCUGCGAUUGGCACGACUGGUGAAGUUAUUCCGCUUGGUGCGUCUAAUCAGGAAGGUGAAAGGCUUCGAUUCGCUCUACAUCAUGGUCACCUCCAUCAAAGCGAGCUUCUCCGCACUCCUUUGGUCUACUGUCCUUCUCUUUGCAGUGCUCACGACAAUUGCUCUGGUUCUGACAACCCUCGUGGAAGUGUACAUUAACGACGAGAACAAUCCCAUCGAAAGGAGGAUGGAGGUCUUCGCGUACUAUGGCACCUUCACCCGUUGUUCUCUGACGCUUCUUGAGCUGACCUUGGCCAACUGGGUCCCGGCCUCCCGCAUACUGACGGAAUAUGUCAGUGAGUACUACACCAUCUUUGUGCUGGCAUUUCAAGCAUCCAUGGGUUUUUCAGUGGUGAAGGUCAUCAUGGGCGUUUUCCUGCAGAACACGUUUGCAGUAGCUGCCAACGAUGAUGUGAUCAUGAUGAACGCCAAAGACAGAGCCCUUCAGACUCACAAACAAAAGAUGGCCGUGCUUUUCGAAGCAGCAGACGACAAUGGCGACGGUCGCUUAGACCGUCAGGAGUUUCAAGACAUACUGGAAGAUCCAAUUGUUGCCAGGUGGUUAAGCGCAAUGGGCUUCGACACCUCUGUCAUGGCAAGCGAUGACAUAUUCGAUCUCCUUUGUGCCAAUGAUGCUGGCGAUCUCAGCGCAGAGGAGAUGAUCCACGGUGUCGAGAAGCUGAGCGGCCCGGCUUCUUCCUUGAACAUGGCACGUCUCCUCUACGAGGGGGAGUCGCUGCGCCAUCGAGUGGAGCUUAUGGCCGACGGCGUGAACCGGCAACUCGUGGGUCUGGGCUUGAAGGAGGUGACCCCGAGUCGCGUCUCAAUGAGACGGAUUUCGCGAGUCAGCUCCGAUCGUUCGCAGAGCAGAGCGACCAGUGUUACCACAUCAAGGACAACGAAAACUGUGUCGCAGAAGAUCUUCGCACAACGAAAGCUUGCCUCGUUUCAAGACGAAGCGCAAAAGUUCUGGGAAGUUGCACAAUACUCACUGCAGCACCUGACAGAGAGCUUCCAGUUCCAGCUAGUGUUUGCCUGCCUGAUCUGCGCCCUAACGGCGGUGAUGGCCUUCCAAGUUCAAUACAGGGGACUUGAAGCCGGGCAUCGACUGGGCUUUAGAGGCCUGGAAAGCCCCGCAAAGGAAGUUUGGCCCCAUGCAGAAACCGCGUUCGAGAUCUUUGAUAUCUUUUUUGGAGUUGCAUUCACCAUCGAGCUGGUCCUGAAACUGUUUGGGAGCCCAUGCAGCUUCUUCAAGGAUCCAUGGAACCUUCUGGAUGGGCUCGUGCUGGGCAUCUGGUAUUUGGAGAGGGUGACCUCGACAGCGUUCCCACUGGAUCCGAUGAUCUUGCGCCUCUUCCGCCUUUCGCGCCUCAUGCGCAUGGUCAGGCUAGUCAAGAUCUUCGAGCAGUGUGACGCCUUGUACUUGAUGCUGACCUCCAUUCGUGCCUCAUUUGCUGCGCUGGCCUGGUCAAGUGCCCUGCUGGUAUUGAUCCAGAUGAUGCUUGCUCUAGCGAUGGUGACCUUGGUGGAGCCAUACCUGACUGACCCGAACAGCACUGGGGACAAGCACGAUGUGUACAAAUACUAUGGGACCUUCACACGUGCCAUGCUUACGUUGUUUGAAAUCACACUUGGCAAUUUUGUCCCCGUGACCCGCCUCAUGAUGAGUGAUGUAUCUGAGAUCUACGUUAUCUUUGCACUGAUUCACAAGCUCGUGAUCGGCUUUGCAGUGGUCAUGGUCAUCACGGGUGUCUUUAUUCAAGAGACUGUGACAGUGGCCCAAACAGACAACACGAUUAUGCUCACUCAGAAAGAGCGUGCUCUCAACUUGCACAUGGCGAAAAUGACCGCCCUGUUCAAAGCUGCCGACUUCGAUGAGAGCGGACGGCUGGAUCGAGGUGAGUGGCUGCAGGUCUGUGAUGACUACUCGGUACAGCUGUGGCUGGCCGCCAUGGGUUUGGACGUGAGCAAUGCGGCACUGGUUCAUGAGCUGAUAUGUGCUGCAAAUGGGCUGGAGGACCUUUGUGCCAAGGAUCUGGUGAUGGGUGUGGCGCGUCUCAAAGGCGCUGCCAGAAACAUUGACAUGGCGCUCUUUCGGAAGGAAUUCCUGCAGACCUCAAAGGUUGUGGAGGAGAUUCAGGAAAGCGUGCAGCAGUUGCAGCAGGUUGUACCAGAUAGCACAUCGCGAAAAAUGUGUCCGGUGCAACCAAGCUGUCAGAGCAUGUCAGAGCCUGGCACGACUGGCGUUAGUACGCAUUGCACGCAUGUGACGGUCUCUUUGCUGCAAAGAGUCUGCAAAGCGCAUUUCUUGAUCAGCAGCUCCUCCGCAAGGCUUGAAUCGGCUUGA